This is a messenger RNA of Linum trigynum, 2422 nucleotides long. NCBI's taxonomy places the organism in Eukaryota, Viridiplantae, Streptophyta, Magnoliopsida, Malpighiales, Linaceae. The record is from the annotation of a GenBank genome assembly.
UCAGUUGAUAACCAAACAAAUUUAGAUUUGAGCUGGUAUUGUUUGCGUGGCUAGAAAAUUACGUGUUCAUACUUGAUGUUAACUUUUUGGAUGAAAAAGAUAACAAUGCAACAAAAAUAGAGCUUAAGUGCUUUAGUUGCUGCCAAACAAAUUUAAGUGGCUAACUUGCAACCAAGCUGAAACUUAAAUGGCAUCCAGGGCAAUUAACCUAGUUCUGCGGUGACUUUGCCUCUCAGACUCGUGACUCUUUCUCUUUUUCGUCGCUGCUUGAGACUGGUGAGUGGUGAGCCAACCUCCAGUACUCCUCUCUCAUCUCUCAAUUAUAAAUUCAUACCAUCUUUCGGUUACGCCAGCAAUUGCGAGAGCACCGAGAUCGCCAAAUCAGUUUUGCCUCUCUGCUUCCAUAUCCACAGUCAGGUAGCUAGUAUGCAGUAGCUACUUGGGUUUUGAUGAAUUUCGUUUCCGUCUUGAUGGAUCUUGGUUUCAAUUAUAAAUUUUGUCAGGGGAUUCUCAUUUUCUAUUCUCGUGUUGCUUGUUUUCUGGGCCUCCAUUUUCCUGGUGGCUUUACAGUUGCUGGUUUGCAGUAUAUCCGAUCAAUGAGUUCCGAGAGUGCUAAAGAGGAUUGCCUUGCAUGGGCAGCCAGAGAUCCAUCUGGAGUUCUAUCCCCCUACAAGUUCAGCCGUAGGUCAAUCAGGGUGGAUGAUAUUUCCCUCAGAAUAACUCACUGUGGAGUAUGCUAUGCUGAUGUCGUCUGGACUAGGAAUAAACACCAUGAUUCUAAGUAUCCAUUGGUGCCAGGGCACGAAAUUGUUGGAAUUGUCCAAGAGGUUGGUCCCAAUGUGAGCCAUGUCAAACCUGGUGAUCAUGUUGGAGUAGGCACUUAUGUUAACUCUUGCAGGGAUUGUGACUCUUGCAAUGACAGAGAUGAAGUCAACUGUGCUAAAGGAUCUGUAUUCACCUUUAAUGGUGUUGAUUCCGAUGGUACAAUCACCAAAGGGGGAUAUUCAAGCUACAUUGUGGUGCACCAAAGAUACUGCUACAGAAUACCAGACGGCUAUCCUUUGGAAUGUGCUGCUCCUUUGCUUUGUGCUGGAGUUACUGUUUACAAUCCCAUGAUUCGUCAUAAAAUGAAUGAGCCUGGUAAAUCCUUGGGAGUCAUUGGGCUUGGUGGUCUUGGCCACAUGGCUGUAAAGUUUGGGAAGGCUUUUGGCCUGAAUGUCACAAUUUUCAGCACAAGUGAGUCAAAGAAAGAGGAAGCCUUGAGCGUCCUUGGUGCAGACAGGUUUGUUGUCUCCUCGGACGGAGAGCAGAUGAAGGCCUUAUCUAAAUCUCUGGACUUCAUAAUCGACACUGCAUCUGGUGAUCACCCAUUCGAUCCGUACAUGUCUAUUCUGAAGACUGGGGGUGUUCUUGUCCUUGUGGGCUUCCCAAGUGAAGUGAAAUUUAGUCCAGCAAGCCUCAUACUUGGUACAAGAACUGUAGCUGGUAGUGUAACUGGUGGAACGAGAGUGACACAGGAGAUGCUGGAGUUCUGUGCUGAACAUAAAAUUUACCCCAAAACAGAGGUGAUUCCAAUCCAGUAUGUCAAUGAAGCGCUGGAGAGGCUGAUAAAGAGAGAUGUGAAGUACCGGUUUGUGAUAGAUAUCGCGAACUCGUUGAAGUAAUCACCAUGAAGUAGAGGAAAUUUAAAAGAAAUAAACAGAAGGAAUAAUAAGGGCCAGUCCCAGAUAGAUUUCACCGUAUGUUGUGUGGUAAAGUCAAUUAUCUUAUGGGGAACAAACAGGCCUUCUCUUUUUACAGAUUUUUAAAGUACAAAUAACAGAUAGGUCUGCAGUUGCUGCGUUUAAGUUAUACACAGACAUCCAAUGUUCGCCUUCUCCCUCCUCUUCCUCUCAGUAUCAACCCCGGAGGAGUUAUAUAUGUUUUUAGUUUGAUUGAAUUUGAUGCAGGGAAUGUACAUAUACAUUGGCUGGUAAGCGAAUUUCGGCUGUCAUCUUAUCUGAUCUCAGUUCAUAACUGCCAUGUAUUCUGCCGACUUCUGUUGGUUUCUGUGGGGGGCGGAGCUAUUUUGUGUUGUGCUAACAGUACCAUCUAUACCAACUGCGUUUCCUUUCUGCCCUGCUCCUGCUGUUGUGGACAAAGCUGUAUGGUCUCCACUUUUUCCCCAUAGCACACUGUAUAGCCCUAGAAUGAUUAUCAGUGCCCCUACCAAGCUAAGGCCACCAGAGCACAAACAAAACAGUUGCUUCAUCAAUAUCACGAAGUUGCUGAGAGGAACUGCCAGAAAAGAAAAAUACAGGUACAAAGGCAAGACUCACCUGCCAAGAUGAAGUUGCUCCGCGAAAGCAAUGGAAGAGAAUGCCCCUACGAUCACAAGAAGCAGAGGACUGAACAUUGCAGCAAAUACAGGACCUUUUUUGCU